Adineta steineri is the source of this 420-nucleotide messenger RNA. NCBI's taxonomy places the organism in Eukaryota, Metazoa, Rotifera, Eurotatoria, Adinetida, Adinetidae. The record is from the annotation of a GenBank genome assembly.
AUGUACAUGUCAAUUAAUGAUGAUAGUAAUUUUUCAAUAACAUUAUUCGAAAAUUGGAUAUUAAGUAAUACUAUCAAACGAUUUCCUAUUCUAACUGAAAGUGAAUAUGAAACAUUAAUUAUUGGCGCUGAUAGUUUUACACUGGAUGGUCGAUUAAUAUUGAAUGAAUUAGCUGAAAUUGAUAAUUAUUUCGUUGCAUCCGAUUCUAAUGGACAUGGCAUAGCACUUGCUGGUAGAGUUGCAAAAUUUAUAGCUGAAUUAAUACAUAAUAGAAAUACAAAUUUAAGAAAACAAUAUUCAUUGAAGCAUCCAACUUAUAAUGAAGUACUUAAUUGCGAACGUCUACUAUUUUUUAAACCAGAUGAAGCAGGAAAAAAAGAUUUAUGUAAACAAGGUACAUUUGGUAAAGCACGAUGUUAA